This is a messenger RNA of Periophthalmus magnuspinnatus, 1558 nucleotides long. RefSeq names its product ssu-2 homolog, related sequence 1 (gene ssuh2rs1). The record is from RefSeq and is a predicted model, not a curated record. The transcript has 14 exons. NCBI's taxonomy places the organism in Eukaryota, Metazoa, Chordata, Actinopteri, Gobiiformes, Gobiidae. Gene Ontology annotation, molecular function: heat shock protein binding. Bases 89 to 1261 code for a protein of 390 amino acids.
GUUUUCCUGUCACAAGACCAAAGAGGCGGUGGCAUAACUGGUAGUGCGUGUGAAGUUAGUAUAAUAGCUCCUCUCACGGUAAAUCUGGAUGGAGAACAAACCAUUUAUGAGUCACAACAGAUCCUACGGCUUGGCCAACCCUGGCUAUUUAGCAACAGCGGAGACGGCACCAGCAAUGUUUGCCCCACCCAGCCCGGACAACUCAGGACCCAGCGCUCCUCCAGCCGGCAUGUUUGAUAAUAUGCCUGGCUAUGAGGGGACCAUAGCUGGAGAUGGAGGUGGAUUUCUGCCACCUCCAAUGCCUGUUGGUCCUGUACAGCCACCACAACCUGGGCCAGAGCAGCCACACUGGAACAUACCAUCUAUAACUGAAGACACAGCCCGGGGUGCUUUUGCUCUGUAUGCAUCCAGCAAGUGCUGUUACAGUAAAUCACCAGCAAAAGAUGGGGUCAUCACUAACAUGGAGGCCUUCAAUACAUAUAGAUACAAAUUGGAAACUUUCACUGAAUCAAGAUCUACACAGUGGGCACACGAGCCAUAUCAUGGGCAGCCGGUUGAUGCCUAUGCUCAACCACCACCAGGACCUUGGGAUAUUCCUGCUCAAACCCCAAGCUUUUUUCAGGAUUCCAAACAAGUCAUCAAAGUUCCAUAUACAUCAUCUAUGAAGCCAUGCCAUGUGUGUAUGGGCAUGGGACGAAAACCUUGCACAAACUGCGCUGGUAGCGGUAAUAAAGUUUGCUGGGUCUGCAAUGGAAGUGGUUUUCGCCAUGGAAAUGAUCGAUGCCAUUCCUGUGGUGGACGAGGACGGGACAAUUGCCACCACUGCCAUGGGAAUGGAUCAACACAGUGUCCAACAUGCCAUGGGAAACAACAACUCCUGGUUUAUAUCAACCUCACAAUAAAAUGGACAAACAAUAGUGAUGAUUACGUUGUAGAGCAGUCAAGUGGACUCCAGAUUUCCAACUUAAAAAAAGUGACUGGCAAGGAGCUUUUCAGGGAGUCCCAAUACUUGGUGUACCCUGUGAUGGGGUUUCCUGAUAUGUCUGUGGUGAAUGCUUCACAGCGUAUUGUUGGUGAACAUGUAAGCAGGUUCUCCCAAACAGCACGCAUCCUUCAACAACGGCAAACCAUAGAACUCAUUCCUGUGACCAAGGUGAACUACUCAUGGAAAGGGAAAUCACAUGUUUACUUUGUGUAUGGGAAUGAGUUUACAGUUCAUACAGAUAAUUAUCCAGCUACUUGUUGCUGCUCUGUUAUGUGAUCUAAAGGACUGUCAUUUAUGUCUCAUUUAUCAUCACCUUUAAGGAAUCAGUUAUUGUAAUAUUACAUGAAUACAUAUGACACUGAAUCAUUGUUACUGAAACAAAAAGUAUAUUUUACAAUGAAAAUGCACUUAAUCAUAUUUUGUCAUAUAUUUUAAUUGUGUUGGCAUUUAACAUGUGUUGUUGUAAUACAAUAAUCUUAUCUGCAUAGUUAUAAUUUUUUAUCACAUAUAUGUUUAUUAAAACUAUUCAAAAUGAGUAAUUUCAAAUAAACCCUGUAAAUAUAUUUGACAUUA